CAAGUCGUGGCUGGUCUGGUUGUGUGACCAACGAGGACUGAAAAUGACACGUGUAUCUGGAGUGUCGGCUGACGUCUUGGCGCACAUCCAAACUUUCUGGGAGAAGAAACAAUUUUUGGAUUUCACGGUCCAAAUUGAUGACGUCACAGUCGGCUGUCACCGCAUCGUUCUGGCGGCUUGUUCUGGAAUCUUCCGUGACUUUUUCAGCUUGGGGAGGGAGGGAGCAAGCGCCAACACAGCCACGGUGAGGGGAAUAAGUUCGGGAACUUUCUAUCUGCUGAUGACGUGUGUGUACACGGGCGAGGCGGUGUUGACACGGGAGAAUCUGGUGCACGUGUGGACAGCCGCUCACCUUCUGCAGGUGCAAGCUGUGCUUGACCUCUGUGAGCUGUUUGCCGUGAGUAUAUUGCACGUGAAGAAUUUUGAAGAAAUCGCCCAAACAGCAAGAAGACUGAACUCACGCAAGGUCUUGGAGGAAACGGAGAAGUUUACGUUGAUGAACUUUGACCUUGUCUGUCGGACGAGGACAUUCUUGGAGUUGUCUGACGAGGAAGUGAAGCGUGUGGUCGGGAGUCAGGCACUGGUGGUCAGCAGCGAGGAUGUUGUGUUCGAAUCUGUCUUAAACUGGGCGGAGUUUGUGCCAGACAAAACGGAACCUGGGGACAAAUUUGAGAUUUGUUUCACAACAACUCCAGAAAAUGGACCACAUCUUGCAGACGUUGAAACAAAUGACAACGGCACCAAGAAGAAUAAGUCGAGCUGUAAUUGUGAGGACAAUGUUGAAUUAGUGCACGCACGCCACGAUUGGUGUUACCAUGGUAACCACUCAAAGACCAGGUCACCACUCCAGAACCGUGCGACAAUUCUCCACGAGCUGUUGCAGGAUGUCCGGACAUUUCUUGUUGACCAGCCGCUUCUGCAGACGUCACUGACCAGACGGAUGGUGAGAGACAACACAGACGCCGUGGAGCUGGUUUCAACCACCGUCAGGAACAAACAAGUGACCUACCGUCAUGGCCAGUGGUCGUCUAGCGGUAUCCACAGACAGGGGAGCCAACUCGCUAAUUUCGGGGUUUUCACCAGAAGUGACGGUAAAAUCAGCGCCCUCUCGGCUGUAGGUGAGCGGUGGUUCUACAUCUCACUGGGCCACGAACUGCAGCACAGCGUGCAGCUGUGUGUGUUCGACAGCCAGCUGUUGGCUGUUGGUCUACAGAGCCACGCGCAGGAAAAAUGUAAGCUGUUCGCUUUUGAUGAGUACAGAUGGACUUUUAUAGCGGAGCUUCCUUGUCGUGAUCCCAUCCUCGUUUCACACGGCAAUCACAUCUACAUCACUGACGUGAAAGCCGGGGAGAUAUACUAUCUUAAUCCCAGUAUCGAUACCGCUGUUUUAUUUUUCGUUUCGAUUCCAGCGAACUUUGAUGUGAAAUACGUCAUGAGCUAUGAGAGAAAACUUUUAUUCUUCGGCAGCGUGUCGAAGGAUCUGACCAUUGUCCGUGAGCUGGACGUCGAGUCUAGGACCUGGACCAGCACGUCCAACCUCACAGGACCCGCCUCUAACAUGACGAGCCUAAAGGACGACAGCGCCACCUACAUCCUACAGCCAGACGGCGCCAUGCGCACCGUCACAACAACUUCUGCCGGUCACGUGACCUUCACAUUGGUGGCCAGGCUCUGGGAGCACGAGCUUAACAUACGUGGCGCCAUCACGUGUCAGGGGAAACUGAUUCUCUACUUCCAGAAAGAGACCUCCAAUGACGUGCGACACGGAGCUAAGAAGGAAAUUCCUGGCAUUUUCCGUCAGAUUAGGUACUGGAGUACCACAUACAACGGCUCACAGUUUCUACCUGUCGUCCUACCUAAGAGAUUUCUGCUUCCUUUAGGAUCUUGAAGAUAGAAGUCACGUGAGCA
Physella acuta is the source of this 1908-nucleotide messenger RNA. RefSeq lists its product as uncharacterized. NCBI's taxonomy places the organism in Eukaryota, Metazoa, Mollusca, Gastropoda, Physidae. The record is from RefSeq and is a predicted model, not a curated record. Gene Ontology annotation, molecular function: protein binding.